This is a messenger RNA of Podarcis raffonei (Aeolian wall lizard), 3209 nucleotides long. RefSeq names its product zinc finger protein 729-like. Gene Ontology annotation, biological process: regulation of DNA-templated transcription. Gene Ontology annotation, molecular function: RNA polymerase II cis-regulatory region sequence-specific DNA binding; DNA-binding transcription factor activity, RNA polymerase II-specific. NCBI's taxonomy places the organism in Eukaryota, Metazoa, Chordata, Lepidosauria, Squamata, Lacertidae. The transcript is spliced from 3 exons. The coding region runs from base 138 to 3089 and encodes 983 amino acids. The record is from RefSeq and is a predicted model, not a curated record.
CCUUUUUUGUCUUUCUUGAAAGUCUAACAGGAUUCUCUUUCAUCCCAGACUCACAAACAAUUGAGGAAGAUGAAAGUAAGAAUUCUGUGGAGCCACCUGUGAAUUCAUUGGGAAGAACAAAGAAACAGCUUAAAUGUAUGGAAUGUGGGAUGUGCUUUUAUCACAGUGGAAGUCUGAGGAGACAUCAACAAACUCACAAAGGAGAGAAACUAUUUGAAUGUAUGGAGUGUGGAAAGAACUUCAAAUGGAAGGAUAACCUUACAGUACAUUGGCGAACUCACACGGGGGAGAAACCAUUUAAAUGUAUUGAAUGUGGAAAGAGCUUCAGUCAACUGGGGGACCUUAGAAUACAUCAACGAACUCACACGGGGGAGAAACCAUUUGAAUGUAUUGAAUGUGGAAAAAGCUUCAGUAAGAAUGGAGCACUUAAAAUACAUCAACGAACUCACACGGGAGAGAAACCAUUUAAAUGUAUUGAAUGUGGAAGGAGCUUCAGUGAAAGUGGGAAACUUAGAAUACACCAACGAACUCACACAGGGGAGAAACCAUUUAAAUGCAUUGAAUGUGAAAAGAGCUUCAGUGGAAGCCAAACACUUAGAAGACACCAACAAAUUCAUACGGGAGAGAAACCAUUUAAAUGUAUUGAUUGUGGAAAGAGCUUCAGUGAAACUGGGAAACUUAAAAUACACCAACAAACUCACACAGGGGAGAAACCAUUUCAAUGUAUUGAAUGUGGAAAGAGCUACAAUCAAAGUGGAGACCUUAGAAUACACCAACUAAUUCACACAGGGGAGAAACCGUUUAAAUGUAUUGAAUGUGGGAAGAGCUUCAGUAAGAAUGGAGCACUUAGAAUACAUCAACGAACUCACACGGGAGAGAAACCAUUUAAAUGUAUUGAAUGUGGAAGGAGCUUCAGUGAAAGUGGGAAACUUAGAAGACACCAACGAACUCACACAGGGGAGAAACCAUUUAAAUGUAUUGAAUGUGGAAAGAGCUACAAUCAAAGUGGAGACCUUAGAAUACACCAACUAAUUCACACAGGGGAGAAACCGUUUAAAUGUAUUGAAUGUGGGAAGAGCUUCAGUAAGAAUGGAGCACUUAGAAUACAUCAACGAACUCACACGGGAGAGAAACCAUUUAAAUGUAUUGAAUGUGGAAGGAGCUUCAGUGAAAGUGGGAUACUUAGAAAACACCAACGAACUCACACAGGGGAAAAACCAUUUAAAUGCGUUGAAUGUGAAAAGAGCUUCAAUGAAAGUCAAACACUUAGAAGACACCAACAAAUUCAUACAGGGGAGAAACCAUUUAAAUGUAUUGAAUGUGGAAAGAGCUACAGUGAAAGUGGGAAACUUAGAAGACACCAACGAACUCACACAGGGGAGAAACCAUUUAAAUGCAUUGAAUGUGAAAAGAGCUUCAAUGAAAGUCAAACACUUAGAAGACACCAACGAAUUCAUACGGGGGAGAAACCAUUUAAAUGUAUUGAAUGUGGAAAGAGCUACAGUGAAAGUGGGAAACUUAGAAUACACCAACGAACUCACACAGGGGAGAAACCAUUUAAAUGCAUUGAAUGUGAAAAGAGCUUCAAUGAAAGUCAAACACUUAGAAGACACCAACGAAUUCAUACGGGGGAGAAACCAUUUAAGUGUAUUGAAUGUGGAAAGAGCUUCAGUCAAAGUGGAGACCUUAGAAUACAUCAACAAACUCACACAGGGGAGAAACCAUUUAAAUGCAUUGAAUGUGGAAAGAGCUUCAGUGGAAGCCAAACACUUAGAAGACACCAACGAAUUCAUACGGGAGAGAAACCAUUUAAAUGUUCCUAUUGUCAGAGGCUUAGUGCUAGCUUCAGUGAAAGUGGAAAACUUAGACUACAUCAACAAACUCAUACGGGGGAGAAACGAUUUGAAUGUUUUGAAUGUGGAAAGAGCUUCAGUGAUAGUGGAGCACUUAGAAUACAUCAACGAACUCAUACGGGGGAGAAACCAUUUAAAUGUAUUGAAUGUGGAAAGAGCUACAGUGAUAGUGGAUCACUUAGAAUACAUCAACGAUCUCACACGGGAGAGAAACCAUUUGAAUGUUUUGAAUGUGGAAAGAGCUUCAAUGAAAGUCGAACACUUAGAAGACACCAACGAACUCACACAGGAGAGAAACCAUUUAAGUGUACUGUAUGUGAAAAGAGCUUCAGUCGUAGUGGAACACUUAGAAGACAUCAACGAACUCACACAGGGGAGAAACCAUUUGAAUGUAUGGAGUGCGGUAGGAGCUUCAGUCAAAGUGGUGCACUUAGAAUUCAUCAACGAACUCACACGGGGGAGAAACCAUUUAAAUGUACUGUAUGUAGAAAGAGCUUCAUUGAAAGUGGAACACUUAGAAUACACCAACGAACGCACACGGGAGAGAAACCAUUUAAAUGUAUUGAAUGUGGAAAAAGCUUCAGUCGUAGUAGAACACUUAGAAUACAUCAACGAACUCACACGGGAGAGAAACCAUUUGAAUGUUUUGAGUGUGGAAAGAGCUUCAGCAGAAGUGGAACUCUUAGAAUACACCAACGAACUCACACGGGAGAGAAACCAUUUAAAUGUAUUGAAUGUGGAAAGAGCUUCAGUGAUAGUGGAUCACUUAGAAUACAUCAACGAACUCACACGGGAGAGAAACCAUUUGAAUGUUUUGAGUGUGGAAAGAGUUUUAGCAAAAGUGGAACUCUUAAAAUACACCAACGAACUCACACGGGGGAGAAACCAUUUAAAUGUAUUGAAUGUGGAAAGAGCUUCAGUCAUUAUGGAAACCUUAGAAUACAUCAACGAACUCACACGGGGGAGAAACCAUUUCAAUGCAUGGCAUGUGGAAAGAGCUUCAGUACAAGUGGGAAACUUAGAAUACACCAACGAACUCAUACAGGGGAGAACAUAUUUAGAUGUAUUGAAUGUGGAAAGAGUUUCAGCAAAAGCGGAGCACUUAGAUUACACCAACGAACUCACACGGGGGAGAAACCUUUAAAAUGUAUUGAAUGUGGAAAGAGCUUCAGUGAUAGUGGGAAACGUAGAAGACACCAACAAACUCACACAGGGGAAAAACCACAGAUACUUUAAUUAACUUUAAUAAACCGCAUAGGUGUUUUUUACCUUUACUUCUAUGCUUCCUUGCAAUCCUGACAAAAUCAAACCAUGCCAAUGCUUUCAGCCCCAGAAGAGGAGCUUCCCUUGGUGUCA